GGGCGGGGUUUCCGGCGCCGGGCCCGGGAGGCGGGGCCUGCGAACGAUGCCGGGCCUGGGCUCUGGUACUGAGCGAGUCUGCGCAUAGCCGCUGCCGCCGGGCCCUGACAAGCGGACGCGAUGGCCGGUCCCGCGUGGAUCCCGAAGGUAUCUCGGCUGCUGCUGGGGGCAUUCAACAACCCAAAACAGGUGACCCGAGGUUUUGCUGGUGGUGUACAGACAGUGACCUUAAUCCCAGGAGAUGGUAUUGGACCAGAAAUCUCAGCUUCUGUUAUGAAGAUUUUUGAUGCUGCCAAAGCACCUAUUCAGUGGGAAGAGAGAAAUGUCUCUGCCAUCAAAGGACCUGGAGGAAAGUGGAUGAUCCCUCCCGAAGCCAAAGAAUCCAUGGACAAAAACAAGAUGGGACUGAAAGGCCCCUUAAAGACACCAAUAGCGGCUGGACAUCCUUCUAUGAAUCUCCUGCUUCGGAAAACUUUUGACCUUUAUGCAAAUGUGCGUCCCUGUGUCUCCAUUGAAGGCUACAAAACCCCUUACACGGAUGUAAAUAUUGUCACAAUUCGGGAGAACACCGAAGGCGAAUACAGUGGGAUUGAGCAUGUGAUCGUUGAUGGUGUUGUGCAGAGUAUCAAACUCAUCACUGAAGAGGCGAGCAAACGUAUUGCCGAGUUUGCCUUUGAGUAUGCCAGAAACAAUCACCGGAGCAACGUGACUGCUGUGCACAAAGCAAAUAUCAUGCGAAUGUCAGAUGGGCUUUUUCUCCAAAAGUGCAGGGAAGUUGCAGAAAACUGUAAAGAUAUUAAAUUUAAUGAGAUGUACCUUGAUACAGUAUGUUUGAAUAUGGUACAAGAUCCCUCCCAGUUUGAUGUUCUGGUGAUGCCAAAUUUGUAUGGGGACAUCCUUAGUGAUUUAUGUGCUGGCCUGAUAGGGGGUCUUGGUGUCACCCCGAGUGGAAACAUUGGCGCUAAUGGAAUUGCAAUCUUUGAAUCGGUUCACGGAACAGCUCCGGACAUUGCCGGGAAGGACAUGGCCAACCCCACUGCCCUGCUUCUGAGCGCCGUGAUGAUGCUCCGGCACAUGGGGAUGCACGACCACGCGGCAAAGAUCGAGAGCGCCUGCUUUGCCACAAUUAAAGACGGGAAGAGCUUGACAAAAGAUUUGGGAGGAAACGCCAAGUGCUCGGACUUCACGGAUGAGAUCUGCCGCCGAGUCAAAGACCUAGAUUAAGAGAAGGCUUCUCCCAUUAGGCAUUCUGCAGCAGUCACUCCUAAUGGACACAGUAGAAAAACCUAUUCUAGACUCUACCAUUCGUAUACGUUGGGGUUGCAUAUUUCUUGACAGAGCAAACAUUCUAAAUUGGGCCUCUUCUUAAUACAUUCUGUGCCCAGGGACGCAAGUGACCCUCUGGUGCCUGCUUCCAAUGGACUUUUUUCGAAUGCAUUGUUUUAUUUAUUAAAUGUCUCUUAUCCGGUGAAAAUGUUUUAUAUAUUGUAAGGAUGGAUUCCUGUCCUGUCAUUUUCCAUUGUUAACCAUUUUACACUUAAGUUAAAAGUUUUUUUCCUCAACUGAAAGACUUGCUGUAAAUAUUAGAAUACUGAAUUAACAGGAGAAACAGCUAACUUUUUAAAGAAAACCCCUAUUUUCCUGUAAGCAUGUAAAGUAAAAUGGAAACAAAACAGGAUACUAACAUAGCACAAGAUGACAUUCUUAGAAAAAUAAACGGGUAUAAGAGGAAGUUCCUGGGAGAAUCGCAUCAAAGAGGGUACAGAUGAUACGUUUUAAAAUUGUGUAGUGGGCUAAGAAAUAAAGAGAUUUGCUCUUCAAAAGAUUUAUUGUAUGCAUGAAUAAAGAUUGCCAACCCGAGA
Molecule: messenger RNA, 1862 nt
Organism: Antechinus flavipes (yellow-footed antechinus)
Lineage: Eukaryota; Metazoa; Chordata; Mammalia; Dasyuromorphia; Dasyuridae
Gene: IDH3A
Product: isocitrate dehydrogenase (NAD(+)) 3 catalytic subunit alpha
Exons: 11
Coding region: 121-1224 (367 amino acids)
Biological process (GO): isocitrate metabolic process; tricarboxylic acid cycle
Cellular component (GO): mitochondrion
Molecular function (GO): isocitrate dehydrogenase (NAD+) activity; NAD binding; magnesium ion binding
Source: RefSeq, a predicted model, not a curated record